AUAAUAAAAAAUAUUGCAGAGGAAUACAAAAAGACUAAAGCAGAAACCUGAAACAGCAAAGUUCUCAUUAAUCACUGGGAGAAGCUUGCCUUUUUUUAAGCUAUUGCUUCCCCCACAUCCUUUCACUAAAAAAAACUCCAAAAAACAAAACAAAACAAAAAAAAACCAACCAAACAUCCUGUUCUGCCGAUGUCACAAAAGUGCUAGCCUUAUUCACUCACAGCAUCACUGAAGCAAGCCUAGGUACAUACAGAGCAGCAUGUAACUGGAGUGCUCAUACACUAUAUUGUCCAAGAGGUAGCGAGUGAGAGAAUGUAUGUCUUUUUUCCUGCAUGUUCUUUAAAAACCUAGGCAACAGGCUACUUAGACAAGAUGUGUUCAUGUACGAAUUUAAGUAGAAGAGAAAGAAACAGUGUCACCAGCAUCCCUGGAGAAUAGAAUUGCAAGUGUCAAGCAACUAGAAUUUAGUCCAGAGAAUCUGAGAGAGAAAACUGGCAAGUACAGAUCAUGAAGGAGGAAAUCACCUACACAAAAGGACACAGAAAAUCUCAGUUUUCAGUUUUGCAAUCUCUCCAUCUGAAAAUCUUAUUCUAAGGAUUUAUAUCAGGAAGUGAAGAACACUAAUGUUUAAGAGCCACAUAGUUCUUCUCCGUGGUGAAGCUUCUGGGACAUCUCCUUAUUUUUCUGGAACUGCAACUAUAAUCUUCCUUUCUUGUGGGGAGACAGUUGUGAAAAAAUAUUGAGUGGCAUCACAAUGGGAGUAACAAUACAAAAUGUAACAGGAAGCACAGCAAUGGUAAUUUGGCCACCCAUGGCCAUUUGUGAUGACAGCUUUUACAGUAUUAUGUAUCAUCCCAACAGGAACAACAUGCUGUCAGGUUAUUCAAGAAAAAAUUUUCAGAAAGAAGAGCGAGUGCCUGCUAGUCGGUCUUCAUUUGUCAUAGAAAACCUAACUCCACUAACCACCUACAUAUUGUGUGUAACCUGCCAAUCUGCAAACCCCUCCAGUGACCAGUGCAGAAUUUUUCACACAUUAGAAGAAGAUCCAGCAUCUGCAAGCAACAAAAAAAAAGAUCUGGCCCUGGGUAUCUGGCUAACUAGCAGUAUUCUGCUUCUCAUCAUUGCCGGGAUCCUCCUUUACGGCUGCCUGCAUAUAUGGUACCGCAAGAGACGAGAACGUGUAGAAGGACAAAACAUGAACUCAGAACAGGACAAGGGGGAGGCUUGGACAAUAAACAAGUCACACACCCCAGAGCAGUUUAACAAGCAAGGCAGAUUAGUCCAAAGUGUUGAGGGUAAGAAUGCAGAAGGUAUCCAACUGGCUACCAUAAUAGAAAAUCCCUUAACUUCUAAGGAGCCUACCAUGCAAACUUCUAAAAGCCAGGAAUUAGUGCCGAUGACAAUUGGGCCAUUUUAAUUGGUAAACACCACUGCACAGAUUAACUGUGCACCAUGUGUGAAAUAUUUUAACCUACAGGGUUCUAUACCUUUUACAGUUUGCAUUUGAGGUGUUUAAUUAUUGCUGAUGCACUCUUAUCAGCAUUCUUAACCACAACUGCCCCUCCCACCAUCACACGCACAGCUGGGAGGGUCUCAAUAUUAAGGUUUAGAACUUAGUAUUCUCUUGAUUUGAUUAAGAAAAUAUUAUCAAGCAUAUAGCAUAGAAAUCAAAGGGUAUUCUUGAUUUUUGUUUUGGAGGCAGAGAAUAAGGUUUAUUCUAAAACGGUAAACCAAAAUAAAUAAAUGAAUGAAAAGGACAAAGGGAGAAUUAUUAUUAAAUAAUAAACCAAACUGAAAAUUGCAUACUGAGACCUGUAUUCUCAUGCUGCAGGCAGCUCGAAUGCCCUGUAUUAAAUGACUACAUCUAUAAUGGCCUGUCACGUUUUUUAUCCACAUUAUUCAGAAUCAGGUUGUACGUUGUACUUGACAGUUCCAUUCAAAACAAGUUCUAGUUGUAGGACACCAGUUAAAUUCAUUGAUAUUCGAAAAAAAGGAUUCCUAUUUCACCCAAUUUAAAUAUGCACUCAGGAAGGUGACACCAGCAAGAGGCACUCUAGUUACACCACCAUGAGAGGUUAAGGUAUUCAACGCUUAAAGCUGCAGUUUAAUGCUUAAAGCUGCAGCUAUAAGAGGGAAGUGCUCAUUGCACAGCAUUGAAAGGGGAGAUCAUGAGACCCAAAACCAUGACUCAUGAUUGCUCUUUCCCUAAACUGAAGGGGGAGAACAGAACACAAUGGCAGGUCUUUAUCCAGCCACCAAUUUCUGUUAAUGUACCAAGAGUAAAAGCAGCUAGACUAUGACUGAGUACAUGUAUUUUUGAGAUUAUGGAAAUUUACAUGCAACUACAGUUGUCCUGAAGAUCUUGUCAACACUAUCCUUGAACUGGAAAUGUGGGCACCCUGGAAGAAUAAUACGUCCAGUGUUUUCACACAUUCAUCACAUUCCACAGUUUUCAAUCUAUUAAGCACAUAUUUCUUCCUUUUAAAUUGAUAUAUUUUAGUGUUAUUAUAUAAUAUGGUGUGUGUGUGUGUGUGUGUGGCUGUACAAUAUACUGUGAUUUUAUGCAUUUAUUUUAAACUGAUAUUAAAAGAAUGUAUAUUGAAACUCAACAUUCACUUAGCCAGCUUGAUCUAUUCCAGCAGACAAAGAAGGGCAACUGUUAGCAUAGCCAUUGCCAUCAAUUUUAACGGCUUUCUGGAAGCCAAGGUGGUCUAUUACAGACAGGUCUGAUAAUGUAGCAGCCACUUAACACUUCACAGCAGGCUGUGUGGCUUUUCCAGCUACUCCACUCCUGAAGUGUUUCAACCAUUCUGUGACUGAUACUUCAGUUUUCUUAGUGCUAAGGUAGUCAUACAGAUGGAAAUCAUAGCUGGCACAAUCAGAAAACAAAUUUGCUCCAUUCGUUUUGCCGUUGGGAGAUAACACAACAUAAUUGUGUGCCAAAUGGAUGGUGACUCUCCUUUCAUAGGAAUAUGCUCAAAAUUAUAUUGCUGUACUCAGUUAACCUUUAUACCUGGUCUGUAAAUGUUAAAUAAUGUCACAUACAUUUUUUUUCAGUUGAUUGUGUUGUCCUUUUGUCUUUUAAAUAAACUGUGUCCGAUGUUGAAAAUUUACUGGCGUUUCAAAUGGAGAUAAUUACCCAAAGCAAACACUAGCAACUGAAAUAAAGUCUGCUCAGAAACUGAA
Messenger RNA from Caretta caretta (loggerhead turtle), 3186 nucleotides. Its product is annotated as fibronectin type III domain-containing protein 9-like. The record is from RefSeq and is a predicted model, not a curated record. NCBI's taxonomy places the organism in Eukaryota, Metazoa, Chordata, Testudines, Cheloniidae. Gene Ontology annotation, molecular function: protein binding.